UUGACGUCAUCAUAACUCUUUGGAUAAGCUAGCUGCACAAACCUGUUCCAUGUUGGCUGUUCUAACACAACAGUCAAAUGGUUCUACCUCCAUUUGUUUCAGCCAUGAGCAAAAUAUUAUCAGAAACAUUGUCCGGUAGCGGUGCAUGUGGAUACUGAUGUUGCACCAAAGUGGGAUUAAUUUCAGGUACGCUAACGAGCUGCAGAGGUUAGCCAGAGAGCUCGUGUCAACAUAGAGUAGCUGAACUGAGUGUAGCUGCGAGGCUGUUUGCUGCGCGGUGGAUGACACCUGCGAUUAAAGUUAAUAAUUUGCACUUCAGGGAUUUAUUGAUCCGAUACGGGACCUGUCAACAUGAGGAUCUUACGGUUUCUGAGGAGCAGUUUGUCUAUAGGGAAGGACAUUGACUAUUACUCCAAAUUCUCACCCUCCCCACUGUCGAUGAAGCAAUUUCUGGACUUUGGUUCAGAAAAUGCAUGUGAGAAAACGUCGUUCGCCUUCCUCAGACAGGAGCUUCCUGUGAGGCUGGCAAACAUCAUGAAGGAGAUCAACUUGUUGCCAGACAACUUGUUGAGGACUCCCUCCGUCAAGUUAGUCCAGAGCUGGUAUAUGCAAAGUCUUCAGGAGAUUCUUGAGUUCAAAGACAAAAAUGCAGACGAUGAAAAGGUCACAUAUGAUUUCACAGACGCCGUGAUAAAGGUCAGAAAUCGCCACAAUGAUGUGAUCCCCACCAUGGCGCAGGGAGUGGUGGAGUACAAGGAGGCGUACGGCACGGACCCGGUGGUCAGCCAGAACGUUCAGUAUUUUCUGGAUCGCUUCUACAUGAGCAGGAUAUCCAUCAGGAUGCUGCUCAACCAGCACACGCUCCUCUUUGGUGGGAAGGUGAAGGUGAAUCCCGCUCACCCCAAACAGAUCGGCAGCAUCGAUCCAAACUGUCGCGUCUGCGAGGUUAUUAAAGACGCCUACGAAAACGCGAGGAACCUUUGUGACCGCUAUUACAUGAACUCUCCUGAGCUGAUACUGGAGGAGUUCAACGUCAAGGAGCAGGGGAAACCCACCAGUGUCGUCUAUGUUCCCUCUCAUUUGUAUCACAUGGUGUUUGAACUCUUUAAGAACGCCAUGCGGGCCACCAUGGAGUUAUACGGAGAUUCAAUGGAGUACCCUCCCAUCCACGCGCAGGUCGCUCUGGGUACUGAGGACCUGACAGUGAAGGUGAGUGACCGUGGAGGAGGUGUACCGCUGCGUAAGAUUGAGCGGCUGUUCACCUACACGUACUCCACAGCUCCACGGCCCAGCAUCGACGGGUCACGCGCCGCCCCUCUGGCUGGUUACGGGUACGGCCUGCCCAUCUCGCGACUCUACGCUCGCUACUUUCAAGGGGACCUGAAGCUCUACUCUCUGGAGGGUUACGGAACUGAUGCUGUGAUCUACAUCAGGGCCUUGUCCACGGAGUCCAUAGAGAGGCUCCCCGUGUACAACAAGUCCGUGUGGAAACACUACAAGACCAUCCACGAGGCCGACGACUGGUGCGUCCCGAGCAAAGAGCCGAAGGACAUGACGACGUUUCGCAGUUUCUAGAUCCGAACACCAGAUGUUCCUGUGGGCGUGAAUGUGUGUGUGAGUGCGUAAUGAAACUAAGUUUUUACACACCGUUAAAAAAAAAAAAAAAAACAGAUUUAGUGCCAUUUAAUUCAUAUGAAAUUAUAGUUUUUAUAUGAACACUUCAAGCAGAAUUGGCCCCAGUAAACCAUAAAUGAUAACAGCUGGGUGUAGCCACAGCCAUGAUUCUGCAAACAGAAAAUAUACCAGUUCCUCAGAGACUGCGAGCUUUUAAAUAAACCUUGUAGUAAGGAUCGUUUAUUAAAAACUGGUAACCAGGAUAGCACAGCCGUGUAGUGGACAAACAGAGCGAAGACGUUUCUAAAUGACCUCAAACACACAUUGUCUGUGACAAUCUAAGGUCAGUUUAUGAUUCUUUAACGGCACAAAACUAAGCUCUGAAAUGUUGAACGAAGCCACAAAUGAACAAAACUCAACACAAGUGGCUCUCACUGCCUGUAUGUUCAGAAAUAAUCUGGAUCAGAGGAAAUUAUGUUUUGUAAAUUAGAAAAAAAAUCAUCUUAAAAUAUGAACUGGUGUUCAUAAUGUCGGCUGCUUUUUAGUUUGAGUGACUGCUUUUCCCUUUAGCUUCUUAUUGUAAUGAGCUUUAACACCAACGGUGUCGUCUUCACGUGAAGCUUGAGCCCUUGAAAAGGGAACAAAACCAAGUCGUGAAAUGAAUUGAAAGAAAUGUUUUAUUCAGGUCAUUUCCUCUUCUACUAGAUGAUAGUUACAAACGUGUAAAGGGCAGUAUUGAACGCAUUGUCUGUGUAUAACACAUGCGAUAAUUGGAACCAAUGACAGCAGAUAGAAAAUAAUACGUUGGUUAUGAAGCUAUGUGGUUUUCUUGGUCUGCGACUCUAAACUAUACAGUAUUUGUACUGUGGUUGUAUUAUUGACACUCAGUUAAAUAAGCUAUAGUUCAUAUUUAUUGUGUUACACAAUAAGCCGUUGACUGGAACGAGUGAAUGGAUCAUGUUCAUUAAACUUUAUUUUAUUGUUCUAUGCAAGCGGAGUAGAGGUGAACCCACUUUGUGUGUCUCUGUGCAGUGCGACGCUGCUGGUGAUCAGACGUCUGCCCCGUGUUUGGUUUAGACUGUGCUACAGGUAGACGGACAGCUGAGGGCAUUAUCAGUAAAGUUGUUACAUAAACAUGUUACAGGGUGUAUCCAGGACCAGAAUACCCACGUUGAAUAAAUUAUUAAAAAUGA
Messenger RNA from Mugil cephalus (flathead mullet), 2807 nucleotides. It is a transcript of the gene pdk1, whose product is annotated as pyruvate dehydrogenase kinase, isozyme 1. Gene Ontology annotation, cellular component: mitochondrion. The record is from RefSeq and is a predicted model, not a curated record. Gene Ontology annotation, biological process: protein phosphorylation; regulation of glucose metabolic process. NCBI's taxonomy places the organism in Eukaryota, Metazoa, Chordata, Actinopteri, Mugiliformes, Mugilidae. Gene Ontology annotation, molecular function: pyruvate dehydrogenase (acetyl-transferring) kinase activity. Bases 352 to 1575 code for a protein of 407 amino acids. The transcript has 11 exons.